AUGGCGAGUGUAGAAAAUAAUGGAAAGUCAAAUGGUGGACAACAUGGUGAUUUGGUUGAAGCUGAUGAUACGCAAAAAGAUGAUACUAAUAUUGAAAAAGAGAAUGGGCAUGAACCUCCUAAAGCUCUAAGAGAAGAUGAAGACUUCAAUAAGAUAUAUCAUACUAUUUCAGCAGGAUCCAAUGAUGAGAGUGUAGAUCCCAAAAGCAAAACACUUCCAAUACCAUUCAAAAGAAAGAAGUCUGUGUUUGGACCAGAGUCACCAAAAAUCAUUUCAAAUCCAUUAACAUAUUUCAACAAAUUUAGUGAUAGGGAUGAACAAAGAUACGUAGACGAAGAACAAGAACUGCGUGACCGAAUGCCAUUCCACAGAUCGCAAUCCAUGUCAAGCGGUUUACAAAUUCCUGAUAUACAUAUUGAUGGUAACCAAAUACCAGUUCAUCCACAUAGUCAAUCAUUUGCCAAUUUUAUGCCAACCAUGUUUAGUCGUUCAGGUCAGCACGAUACCACUCUUCAAGACGAUGAUUUUCACCAUACAGAAGACUUAGGUAAGCAACAAACUUUAAAGAAAAUGAUUGCCAGGAUAAAUUUUAAGAUGGGUGGUGGUCGUAAGAAGCAAAGUAUAACUGCUUUUAAUAUUGUGAAAGAGCCUCUGGACCAAGACAAACAAACUGGUGAACGAGCUCAAAAGUUGGUAGGAAAUCUUGCAGUAGGAAUAACAGCAAUAAACUUAUUGGCUUCAUGUUUACUAGAAGAUGAACAUGGGAUAGCUCGUGCUCCACUUGUCUUGAAUCUCAUAGGGUUGAAUAUCGUUGAUAUAUCGCCAAAUACCAAUACUAGAAUCAGAAGAUUUAGAAUUGAGCUUGAAUACGGUGUUGGAGAAAGUAGACAAAAAUGGUUCGUAGAUAAGAAUGCCAGGGAUUUAUUAUAUUUGCAUUCUAGAUUUAAGUUUGAGAGAUGGAAAAAUGAAGUUGUAAGGAAUAAAAAUACCAACUUACCUAAAUGUCCAAUUCCACCAUUACGUACUAAAGAAAACGCCAAAUCUAGAGCUAAAAGUAUCGCAAAAGCUGCCGAAGAAACUAAAACUGUUAAUGAACAAGCCAAUGCUGAAGAUGAAGAGGAGCACUCUUUUAGAAAUCAAUUAUCGAGAUUGAGGCUGCAUCUUAGUAGUAUUUCCUCAUUAGAAGAGUCAUCACCAGAGCAACUUAGACAGAAAGCUCAAAAAAAUCAAGAAUAUAUUCGAGAAGUUCAUAAAUAUUUGACUCGUUUAAUUGCUUUAGUUGAUCUUAACCCACAAUCAAAUAGAUUAUUUCACUUUUUCGAAUUGUCUCCAAUAUCUUCUUUAUUAAGUUAUGAAACAGGGUUUCAAGGAAAGCAAGGUAUUGUUCAUGUAACAGGAACUGCUAGAUCACAGGGAUGGAGAGUGGGGCAUUUCAGAGCUAAUGAUUUGAAAGGUAUGAUUGAUAGAAGAGCUGAAAAAUGGUUCCUAAUCAGAAAUACGUACGUUAUGUAUGUGUCUGAUAUAAAUUCCACCAUUCCGUUAGAAGUCUUUCUAGUUGAUUCAGAUUUUAAAGUUAUAUACAAUAGAGAUUAUGAGCUUCAAUUCCCAAAAGAAGAUGAUGAGUCUGACUUAGAUGAUUCAUCUGUCACCCAGAAGAAAAUAGCGGACACUGAAGGACAACAGGCCUCUCAUAAUCUUUUUAACCAUUUUCAAAUAACUUUAGAAAAUUCAGAAAGAAAGUUACUGAUAACCCCAAAAUCUUUCAAGGAACAUAAAUUAUGGGUGGAAUCACUAGUUGCGAUGAAAAAUUCAACAAUUUGGUCACAACCACAUAACAGAUUUGAUUCAUUUGCUCCAGUAAGAGAGAAUUGCUUUGCUCAAUGGUUCAUAGAUGCCAGAGAUUAUUUCUGGUCUAUAUCAGCUGCUUUAGAGUUGGCCAAGGAUACUAUUUUUAUUCAUGAUUGGUGGUUGACUCCAGAAAUGUAUCUAAGAAGACCAGCAAAUGGUAAUCAACAAUGGAGACUUGAUAGAAUCUUGCAAAGAAAAGCACAACAAGGAGUGAAAAUCUUUGUUAUUGUUUAUCGUAAUGUUGGAUCUACAGUUGCUACAGAUUCUUUAUACACAAAACAUUCCAUAUUAUCACUUAACGAAGAGAAUAUUCAUGUCAUUAGAUCACCAAAUCAAUUGUUACAAAAUACAUACUUUUGGGCUCAUCAUGAAAAGAUAUGUGUGAUAGAUCUGACUGUUGCCUAUGUUGGUGGUAUAGACAUGUGUUAUGGUAGAUAUGAUACUCCAGACCAUGUUCUAGUUGAUGAUUCCAAUCUCAAUUUUGAUAGUUUUGUUGCUGAAGACAGGGUGACAACUGAUGAAUUUAUCAAAUUUCAAACCUUUACAGGAAAAGAUUAUUCUAAUCCAAGAGUGAAGGAUUUCUCAUCGCUUGAAAGACCAUAUGAGACCAUGUAUGACAGAAAUACCACCCCAAGAAUGCCAUGGCAUGAUGUUCACAUGGUCACGGCUGGGCAAGUUGCAGUAGACUUGGGACGUCAUUUUGUUCAACGUUGGAAUUAUUUAUUAAGACAGAAGCGUCCGAGCAGAUUUACACCAUUACUUACGCCUCCUUCAGAUAUGAGUGACGAAUAUGCUAAAGAGUUAGGUUUAAAUGGCACUUGUGAAAUUCAAAUAGUAAGAUCUGCGGGAAGUUGGUCUUUGGGCUUAAAAGAUCAUGAACAAAGUGUUCAAAAUGCCUACUUGAAGUUGAUUGAAACGUCGGAGCAUUUCGUGUAUAUAGAAAAUCAAUUCUUUGUUACAUCCACUAUAGUUGAUGGAACUGAAAUUCAGAAUCGUAUAGGUGAUGCUUUAGUGGACAGAAUUAUAAGAGCACACUCUGAAAAGAAGGCUUGGAGAGCAGUCAUUAUUAUUCCGUUAAUGCCAGGUUUCGAAUCGCAGGUUGACGAGCCUGAUGGAUCAUCUGUUAGAGUAAUCAUGCAAUGUCAAUAUAGAUCCAUUUCUAGAGGGAGAUAUUCAAUUUUUGGAAAGCUUCAAGCACUUAAUAUCAAUCCUGAUGAUUAUAUUCAAUUCUUUUCCUUAAGAAAGUGGGGUCAAAUUGGUCCUGAUCGUAACCUUGUCACAGAGCAAUUAUAUAUACAUGCCAAGAUUAUGAUAGUCGAUGAUAAGUAUGCCAUCAUUGGUAGUGCUAAUAUCAAUGAAAGAUCUAUGAGGGGUGUUAGAGAUUCUGAAGUAGCAGCAGUUGUGAAAGAUACUGAAAUGAUUACAACUACCAUGAAUGGUGAACCUUACAAGGCAGGAAAGUUCGCACAUACCAUGAGAAUGAGGUUAAUGAGAGAACAUCUUGGUAUUAACGUUGAUAUACUUGAGAUUGUCGAGAGAAGAUUUAAGAGAUUUGAAGAAAUUGCCAAUACCCGUGAAGGUAUAAAGGCUUCAACUAGUAAUUUUAGGAAUAUUGAAAAUUUAGUAUUGUCAGCUAUGGUAGAACUUUCUUCGAGAGAUAUAUUGAAUGAACAACAUGGUACCCAAAGAUGGAAAAAUUUCCAAAAGCAUAGAGAUAUGGAUGCAAUUGCUGAGGAAAUUCCUAUGGGCGAAGAUAUAGAAGCAGAUGAUAAACUGGCUCCGGAACCAAUGAACUUGCCAAUCUCAUUUAAUAAUAGAACAGGGUCACACGAAGCUAAUAGUGGUAUAAGAGACAAAAAGAAACAUUCAUACGAUGUAAGAGUACAACAUAGUGAUAUUCAUAAAAAAGAUGUCUAUGGUGAAGGUUUAGAUAAAUAUAGAAGUAAAUUAGCUAAGAAGGCCAGGCAAAGUUGUGCAAGGUUUUUGAAAGAAUUAGCUCAUAUCUCUAUGGAGGAGAAUCCUACAGAAUCCUUUUUACCGGAUUUAGAUUCCGUUAAAGAAUUUUUGGAAAGCGAUGAUCAUGAUAUGUUUGACGAAAUGGAUGAGGCAUCUGAGGAGAUUAUAAACGAAAGAAAUAAAGAGAGAUGGAUGCUUUUAAAGAGAAUAUCUUAUUUACAAAGAAUAUCAGCAAAGUCCAAACGUGAACAAGAGGAAGAGCUGAAAAAGAGGGUCCAAGCUGGUCUCAGCCCUACAAUUAUAAAAACAUCAAAGAAGGAAAAUUCGCCAAAACGCCAGAGUCCAGAAACUGUUACUGCAGAAGACAUUAUGGAGACAAAUUUAACACCACAAGCAUCGCCUCCUUUAGACGUGCCUGAUACGAGUAAAUCUGCUGAGCCUCCAUUAUCUGAUGUUAGUGGUGGAGAUGUUCCUAUUGUUAGUCUUUCUGAAUCAGAGGUACAAGAUCUUUUAGAUACUAUUAAUACGGACAGAAAAGUUGAGAAAUUUAUUGAUCCUUAUGGAUUUGAAGAUCCAAUUAAGUCCGAGUUUUAUGCUGAUUUAUGGUUUGAAAAUGCUAGAAGAAAUACAGAAUUAUUCAGAAAAGUAUUUCAUACUCAGCCAGAUGAUUUAGUAUCAACAUGGAAGCUGUAUAAAGAAUUCUCCAAAUUGCAGAAGGCGUUCAUUGUUUCUCAAAAGCGUGAAGCUGAACGGAGAAGAAAAAACCACGAACACAAUAGUCUUUAUGGUGGUUCUGAAACAGACGAAGAGUCAAAUGAGCCAGAUGAAGUUAAUGGCAAAAAUAAUAGGCAAUCAAUUAAUAUCAGUAAGCUUGACCUGGAGGUAGGUUUAUUAGGCCAAGCACCCCCAUCAGCAAAUAAUGGCAAUAUUCAUGAAAGAAAACAGAGUAAAUUGUUGCGUCAUUUAAGCUAUGCCAGGCAUCCUAUACCAGAACAUAAUGAAGGUAUAGAUCCAGAAUCGCCAGAAUUUCAAAAUGGAAACCUGUUACCACCACAGGAUGAAUCAUUUUUAAGACUGGAACUCAACGGCCGCAAGAAUGGGGGUUACGAUGAUACACAAGAGUACUUCCCUAUUAUGCCCGUAAAUAAUGAUAUAAAGAGAAAUAAAAAGGAGGUUUCACCUCCAGCAGUACAAGGUCAAGCUAAAAGGAAACAAAAGGGUACCACAAAUAGAAAAAGACCAAUAGUUGAUGAGCUUAUAUAUGAUCGAAGUACAGCGGAAAGAAUUCUUCUGGAGAUUCAAGGUAACUUGGUCUUCUUCCCAGCAGAUUGGUUAUGUACCGAGUUGGAUGUCGAUAACUGGUUCUACAGUACAGAUAGAAUUCCUCCCAUUGAAAUUUUUGAUUAG
This is a messenger RNA of Scheffersomyces coipomensis, 5211 nucleotides long. It is a transcript of the gene PLD1, whose product is annotated as phospholipase D. Gene Ontology annotation, cellular component: intracellular membrane-bounded organelle. Gene Ontology annotation, molecular function: D-type glycerophospholipase activity. The record is from RefSeq and is a predicted model, not a curated record. Lineage: Eukaryota; Fungi; Ascomycota; Pichiomycetes; Serinales; Debaryomycetaceae. The transcript has a single exon. Gene Ontology annotation, biological process: phospholipid catabolic process. The coding region runs from base 1 to 5211 and encodes 1736 amino acids.